CGUCGCUGCAUCGCAGAUUCCAUUAGUUCUCUUAGCGACCGGUCAUGUCUUCCACUUUGUCCUCCGAUCUGUCGUUUCAGUUCGUCUUUUCGGAAGGCCUUGCUCUACGAGGCGCUCGGAUUGAAGACAACGUUCCUGUCCUCUUGUUUACUCCGUGUCCCAAAAUGCCAACUAUCAAGGAAGAAGACCUAGCAGCUGUGCUGCGAACUGUCUAUCUUGACGAUACGUAUCCGAGGUUUUUCUUUGAAACGAUCGUCACCCCAUUCCAUCCUUUCCUUGGAAAUUGGCUGAAAACCUACUCGCCCAACUGGUUGAGGGGAACCGGUCUAGGCGAGCUGCUGUUCGAAGCAGAUUGGAUCAUGAAAUGUUUGAUGGCGGGCGUGCGCUCCAACAAAGAGAUGACCAAGUUUACAGCAUGGGAGGAAACCAGCAAUCUCGAAGGCUUUGCAUCUAAACUCGACUUUUUCCCCGACGAGAAACCAACGUCAUUCUCCGUCUACAUGUCUUGCUGCCCAUUGAAAGUGUAUGAGACAGACAACGAACUGUGGUUUUCGGAAGAACCAAAGAUCAGGAUCGACGACUACAGUUGCAAGGCUUAUUCGGACUACAUCACCGCCAUCUUUGAUAGCAUUGCUUAUCACGAUGAGCCUCUCUUGUUGAAAGUGCGAGAAGUGCCGAAGCUCGUACUGUUGGCUAGGUGGCUCAAAGGUCAUCGCGUUCCAAUCAGUACCAACUGGAUGAUGGAGAAAACCAAACCCAUUGCGGUCGACAACACACAAGGGAAACGAAAGUUUCCAUCCGUGCGGAAAAUUAAAAAGGCGUUGAAGAAAGUGGGUUUGAAUUCGAAUACGAGAGCCCUAGUACCGCAGUUUGACCAGGUAGUCGACAAAGAUAUUUCAAACGUCGAAAUCGUUGAUGAUCGCUUGAUCAAGUGGAAGGAGACCACAAAAGUAAGACCCAUCUUUCCUGGUUUUGAACCAACGACGGUGACCUGCAAAGUGACCGCAUCUUUUGACGACUUUGACCGUAUUUACAACGGACUGUUGGACCCGAACAUCCCGAUUAAUUGGAGCUUUGCAGUAGGCCCGUACGUCAACCCUUUUACGAAGAAAGAACUUGAGCCAUUGUCUGUCGGGUCUUGGUCGGAGCUGAGCUGCAUGGUUGUCUCGCCUCCGGCAGUCUGGCAACCCGCUGUCUUGGGGUUUAAUUACCCCUGUACAGGUGGAGGUGUAAACCUGGGAAGUGCAACCAAGGUUCCUACGACUGUUUCACCCGUCAAACAAAAUGUGAUGGAAGGUGUGCUUGGAGGUGCUAUCAAACAUGAGCAAUUUCGAGGAUAUCCUGGUAGCAAUAGCGUGGGUGUUGCUGCUACACGUAAGAAAGUUAAGUCUAGAGAAGCUCCAAAAUCCGUGGUUCCAAAAGUGAAGCAAGAAAAUGAAGUCCCUACACCUGCAGUUGCCGUAGAUACAGAGCUCCACAGAAGAAACAAAGCCAUCAAAGUCGCCAGUAAAGGAAAACGAGUCUAUGGAACCUGCAAUAUCGACACAGGUGAGGUGGAUUGUUACACCUCCACUGGAGAACAAACAUUUUGCAGAACCAUGCUGCAUCAACGACAAGAACUAUCAAGUCCUUCACCUUCAUCUCUAUCUGGCACUUUUGCAAGAGCCUGCCAAACACCAGUCUCAUUCACCAGCGAGGAAUCGAGAAAUGAACCCGGACAGGAUCUACAGUUGCCCUUAGGUCUGUUAUGUACGGAAAAUCAAUUACUUAGGGGAGCCACUACUGAUCUUUCUCCCACCGGUUCCAGUGACACCGGCUGUGGUGACAGUGUUUCUUCUGAAAAUCAAUUACUUAGUGGAGCCGUUACUGAUCUUCUUUCUCCUACUGGUAGCAGUGACAGUGGCUAUGGUGACAGUGUUUCUUCUGAUGUAGGAUCCAUCUUCACCAAGGAUUGAACAGUAGUCAACAGAUUCUAUUUAGAGUUACUUUCCUUUGCGUGUCCGUUUGGUGCUGUGGUAGUAUAGACUGUCGUGGGUUUGCUUUUUGUGACAAAUACAAAAAUAGUUUAACAGUAGCUUUUUGGGCAUUUGCAGCAUUUUUAAUCUCUUUUGUGCUAAUUAACAUUGUGUGUAGGUAGGUGUUGGAUCUCUUCAUUUUCAAAUUUAUUGUAUCUUGGUGAAUUAUUAUAUAUUAAAAUAAUUAUACAAUGUAUUU
Corticium candelabrum is the source of this 2214-nucleotide messenger RNA. RefSeq lists its product as uncharacterized. NCBI's taxonomy places the organism in Eukaryota, Metazoa, Porifera, Homoscleromorpha, Homosclerophorida, Plakinidae. The record is from RefSeq and is a predicted model, not a curated record. The transcript has a single exon. Bases 45 to 1955 code for a protein of 636 amino acids.